Molecule: messenger RNA, 1028 nt
Organism: Zingiber officinale
Lineage: Eukaryota; Viridiplantae; Streptophyta; Magnoliopsida; Zingiberales; Zingiberaceae
Product: HVA22-like protein a
Exons: 5
Coding region: 150-773 (207 amino acids)
Source: RefSeq, a predicted model, not a curated record
CCGUUGGCCCCAAAAGGAGUAAAAUUUAGGGCAGUUCGCUCAAUGUGUUUACUGCGAUUGCCGUGUUCGAACUAUGGUUGACGGGUAGGAAGAACGCGGAGUAUGUGAUGCUUCAGAUCUGAGAGACGCAGGCAGGAAAAGAAGAGGCGAUGGGUUCGGGAGCUUUGCUUAGUUUCAUCGCUAGGAAUUUUGAUGUUCUAGCAGGACCUUUAGUCACACUUGUCUACCCCUUGUAUGCUUCUGUGAAAGCAAUAGAAUCUAAAUCUCCAGAAGAUGAUCAGCAGUGGCUUACCUACUGGGUGCUGUAUUCUUUAGUUACUUUGUUUGAGUUGACAUUUUCUACACUUAUUGAAUGGCUUCCAUUUUGGCCUUAUGCAAAGCUAAUAUUUAACUGCUGGCUGGUUUUACCAUACUUCAGUGGUGCCACAUUUAUUUAUGAGAAUUUUGUGAGACCUAUGGUUUUGAAUCAACAGACCUUGAACCUUUGGUCUCUCUCUUCAAAAAGUGGCGCCUUUGGCAAGCCAGAUGACGUUCUAUUAGCCGCUGAGAAAUUUAUUGAACAAAAUGGAACAGAAGCAUUUGAAAAACUUAUAAGAAAGGCUGGAGGCUUGUCCAAUCCCAAGAAGAACAUGCAUGCAACAUUUCACGACGACAGAGAUGACAGAGAGGAAUCCGAGUCUUGGAAGAUGAACAGGUUUGCUGGGGAAUCAAGCUCUUGGACAAAUAACAGUUUUAUGAUUUUUGAUGACGAUGCUAAUAGACGCUGGAAUUAGACGUUGAAGUGUGCACAUUUGGCAGAAUCGUAAACAUAGUUAUGACCUCUUGACUUUGUAUAUAGACCUAGUUGCAUACUUCUGUUUUUUUCCUUUCUUUCUUUCUUUCUUUCCUUCUUUCCUUUUUGCAAUUUAGUUUAUCUUCAUCCUUUUGGGUGGCAAUGAGAUGCAUAUUAUGUAUAAAUUGUAGUCAGUUUGUAUAGUGUUCCAUAAUUAUAUGCAAUACAAGAUUGAGUGCAUUGUUAUAUUGUGUAA